Molecule: messenger RNA, 6152 nt
Organism: Oncorhynchus nerka (sockeye salmon)
Lineage: Eukaryota; Metazoa; Chordata; Actinopteri; Salmoniformes; Salmonidae
Gene: il15l
Product: interleukin 15, like
Exons: 5
Coding region: 922-1395 (157 amino acids)
Biological process (GO): positive regulation of immune response; positive regulation of T cell proliferation; immune response
Cellular component (GO): extracellular region
Molecular function (GO): cytokine activity; cytokine receptor binding
Source: RefSeq, a predicted model, not a curated record
UCAAAAGAACGAAUCUUCGACUAAUUUCAUUCAUUUGAGUCAGUAUUGACAAGAGCACGAAUGAACACUUAUCUUUCGCGAACAGUAGCACCCCAAACGAUUCGUUUUCGAAUUUGUUAAUCAGAGGUUCUGGAGGCCUAUGUUUUGUUUCUUUUUCUUCUCUAUGACCUAAUUUGCCUGCGCGCAUAUAUGACAGACAGUUGUUGGUCUGGGCACGUCUCCAGAGUCACCGGAGAUGCCCGUUUUAAUCCUGAUCAAUCAGACAAAUGAAUCAUGACUCUCGAUUCAGUAAGAGUUGUUCAAAAAUAACAAAUCGUCCGCAAACUGCACAUCUCUAAUAAAUAAUUGAGGUUGUGAUUGCUCUGAACAUGUGACAUUUCAGAAUUUUGUUGCGGCAGCAACAAAUAUUAUACAUUUUUGCUAAACACAUUGAACUUCAACUGUGGAGUUUAAAAAGUGUUCUACGUCUGCUUCUUAACGGAAUUACUUUUGUUUUCACUUUGUACCUACCUACGAUGCAAACUUCAAAAGUCGCUCAAGCUGAUUUACCAUGCCAUGGUGAGGAGUCUAGCCAAGAAAAAGGAGGCAGAUGCUGAAGACGUGCCUAAUUUAUUCUGCUGCUUUCCAGGACACACCAGAAAGAGGCUGCAUAGUAAGUCACCAGGAAGAUAGAACGUUUUACCCUUCUUCCAAAAGUGUGGAGUCUACUGGCUAAGAAAGGAGGCACAUAGCUGGAGUCUUGACUCAUCUCCACUUCUGCUUCCCAGGACACACAGGGGAUAUACUGUGUCACAAAGAAGGCUGCAGAUGACAUGGACAAGAGGCUGAACCCCAAAACAAUGGAGGAUUUUAAACUAAUUCUCCUAAUUUAAGCUAUUUUCCCACUGAUCUGAAGCUCCUGCGACAGAGUGGGCCCAUGCCAUGUUGAGGAGACAGAGAACUGGCUCUCUUCUGAACGCUUUGCUGUGGUUUCUCUUCUUCGUUGCCAUGACAAUGAAACAGGCUUAUGGACAAUCCAUUAGCAGUUCAGAAAUUCACCAAAUUGUGCAAACAUUUAUUAAGGAGGAAGUUCACAAGAUGGAAUCAUUUGAUUGCAGACUGUACACCCCAACUUUAGCUGAUUAUAAGAAAUGUCCCAGGUCCACACUCACAUGCUUUACGACAGAAGUAAAAGUCCUGAUGUUAGAAUAUGGGAAACGUUCUUCAUCCUUACACCAGAAAAGACUCACCAAACGACUGACUAAAUUGAUGUCCUUGAUAAAACAGAAGGAUGGUGCCAACUGUCCACACUGUGAGGUCCACAGAGAACAGGCAGCAAAUGAUUUCUUAACAACAUUACUAGGGAUUCUGGAGUGGAUGAACAAUCAGGGGUCUCAGUUGCCAGACAGCCACUGAGAUGUACACACCCAUAGCCAGGGACAUCCAAGGACUCACAUAAGAGCAGAAAGCUACUUGAACAUUUUCUAGAUGUAGCAAAAUACUAUAUACACUACCAAGUUUGGGGUCACUUAGAAAUAUCCUUGUUUUUGAAAGAAAAACACUUUUUUUUGUCCAUUAAAAUAACAUCAAAUUGGUCAGAAAUACAGUGUAGACAUUGUUAAUGUUAAUGUGCAUAUUUGUAAACAACAGCUGGUGCACGAAAUCUAAGGAAGUCUCUAGAUUUUACUUGCCUGAAGUAGAGUAUCUUAUGAUAAACUGCAGACCACACUAUUUGCCAAGAGAGUUUUCAUCUUUACUUGUCGUGGUUGUUUAUUUACCACCACAGAUGGAUGCUGGCACGAAGACUGCACUCAGUCAGCUGUAUCAGGAAAUAAGCAAACAGGAAACCGCUCACCCAGAGGUGGCACUCCUAGUGGCCGGAACCUUUAUUGCAGGGAAACUUAAAUCAGUUCUACCUCAUUUCUGUCAGCAUGUUAAAUGUGCAACCAGAGGGAAAGAAAUUCUAGUUCACCUGUACUCCACAGACAGAGUCGCGUACAAAGCUCUCCCUCGCCAUCCAUUUGGUAAAUCUGGCCACAAUUCUAUCCUCCUGAUUCCUGCUUACAAGAAAAAAUUAAAGCAGGAAGCACCAGUGACUCAGUCUAUAAAAGAAGUGGUCAGAUGAAUAAUAUGCUAAACUACAGGACUGUUUUGCUAUCGCAGACUGGAACAUGUUCCUGGGAUUACAGCUCAGCGUUCAACACCAUAGUACCCUCAAAGCUCAUCACUGAGCUAAGGAUCCUGGGACUAAACACCUCCCUCUGCAACUGGAUCCUGGACUUCCUGACAGGCCGCCCCCAGGUGGUGAGGGUAGGUAGCAACACAUCUGCCACGCAGAUCCUCAACACAGAAGCGAGAGGGGUGCGUUCUCAGUCCCCUCCUGUACUCCUGUUCAUCCGCGACUGCGUGGCCAGUCACGACUCCAACACCAUCAUGAAGUUUGCAGACGACAGAACAGUGGACAGACAGAACACCAACAACGACGAGACAGCCUAUAGGGAGAAGGUCAGAUACCUGGCCGGGUGGUGCCAGAAUAACAACCUAUCCCUCAAUGUCACCAAGACUAAGGAGAUGAUUGUGGACUACAGGAAAUGGAGGACUGAGCACACCCCCAUUCUCAUCGACGGGGCUGUAGUGGAGCAGGUUGAGAGCUUCAAGUUCCUUGGUGUCCACAUCACCAACAAACUAGAAUGGUCCAAACACACCAAGACAGUCGUGAAGAGGGCACGACAAAGCAUAUUCCCCCUCAGGAAACUAAAAAGAUUUGUCAUGGGUCCUCAAAUCCUCAAAAUGUUCUACAGCUGCGACAUUGAGAGCAUCCUGACUGGUUGCAUCACUGCCUGGUACGGCAACUGCUCGGCCUCCGACCGCAAGGCACUACAGAGGGUAGUGCAUAUGGCCCAGUACAUCACUGGGGCUAAGCUGCCUGACUAAAAAUGGUCAAAAACCCCAGCCACCCCUGUGGUCUCUGGUCUCUCUGCUACCAAAUCAAAUCCAAUCAAAUCAAAGUUAUUUAUAUAGCCCUUCGUACAUCAGCUGAUAUCUCAAAGUGCUGUACAGAAACCCAGCCUAAAACCCCAAACAGCAAGCAAUGCAGGUGUAGAAGCACGGUGGCUAGGAAAAACUCCCUAGAAAGGCCAAAACCUAGGAAGAAACCUAGAGAGGAACCAGGCUAUGUGGGGUGGCCAGUCCUCUUCUGGCUGUGCCGGGUGGAGAUUAUAACAGAACAUGGCCAAGAUGUUCAAAUGUUCAUAAAUGACCAGCAUGGUCCAAUAACAAUAAGGCAGAAUAGUUGAAACUGGAGCAGCAGCACGGCCAUGUGGACUGGGGACAGCAAGGAGUCAUCAUGUCAGGUAGUCCUGAGGCAUGGUCCUAGGGCUCCGAGAGAGAGAAAGAAAGAGAGAAAGAGAGAAUUAGAGAGAGCACACUUAAAUUCACACAGGACACCGAAUAGGACAGGAGAAGUACUCCAGAUAUAACAAACUGACCCUAGCCCCCCGACACAUAAACUACUGCAGCAUAAAUACUGGAGGCUGAGACAGGAGGGGUCAGGAGACACUGUGGCCCCAUCCGCGGACACCCCUGUUCAGGGCCAAACAGGAAGGAUAUAACCCCACCCACUUUGCCAAAGCACUUUGCCAUGCUACCGUAUGGCAAGCGGUACCGGAGAACCAAGUCUAGGAUCAAAAGGCUUCUCGACAGUUUUUAUCCCCAAGCCAUAAGACUCCUGAACAGGUAAUCACAAAUGGCUACUCGGACCAUUUGCUUUGUGUGCCCCACACCCCAAACCCCUCUUUUAUGCUACUGCUACUCUCUGUUUAUCAUAUAUGCAUACUCACUUUAACCAUUCCUACAUGUACAUACUACCUCUAUCAGCCCGACUAACCGGUGCCUGUAUAUAGCCUCGCUACUGUAUAUAGCCUCGCUACUGUUAUUUUUCACUGUCUUUUUACUGUUGUUUUUAUUUCUUUACUUAUCUAUUGCUCACCUAAUACCUUUUUUUUACAUACUAUUUGCACUGUUGGUUAGAGCCUGUAAGUAAGCAGUUCACUGUAAGGUCUACACCUGUUGUAUUCGGCUCACGUGACAAAUAAACUUUCAUUUGAUUUGAGUUUGCACUGUUUUGUAACGAGUAGUACACAGCGUUGUACGAGAUCUUCAGUUUCUUGGCAAUUUCUCGCAUGGAAUAUCCUUCAUUUCCCAGAAGAAGAAUAGACUGACGCGUUUCAGAAGAAAGUUCUUUGUUUCUAGCCAUUUUGAACCUGUAAUCGAAGCCACAAAUGCUUAUUCUCUAGAGUCUAGAUACUCAACUAGUCUAAAGACAGACAGUUUUAUUGCUUCUUUAAUCAGAUACAACAGUUUUCAGCUGUGCUAAAAUAAUUGCAAAAGGGUUUUCGAAUGAUCAAUUAGCCUUUUAAAAUGAUAAACUUGGAUUAGGUAACACAACUUGCCAUUGGAACACAGGAGUGAUGGUUGCUGAUAAUGGGCCUCUGUACGCCUAUGUAGAUAUUCCAUUUAAAAAAUCAGCCAUUUCCAGCUACAAUGGUCAUUUACAACAUUAACAAUGUCUACACUGUAUUUCUGAUCAAUUUGAUGUUAUUUUAAUGGACGACAAAUGUGCUUUUCCUUAAAAAACAAGGACAUUUCUAACCGACCCCAAACUUUUGAACGGUAGUGUAUGAAUUGUAAUGUACCAGAUCACCGAUACCUUUCUUUCGGGGUAGCUGAUGAUCGGCUGGGGACAGAAGGUGCAGUCCUUGGAAUUGGCAGAGGAUGGCAUCAUCUCCUUCACUUAAUAGUCUGUCUGAUACAUUUUGUACAUUGAUGCACAAGGUACACACCAGUGUUUAAAUACAGUGUAUCACAUGUUGUGUAUAUUGCUCGAGACAAAGGUCUUUAUUUGUAUAUUUUUAUUUGAUUUUGAAUUUUAGAACCCUUUAAUAAAAACCCAGAAUUGAAUAACACGUUCAUAAAUGGCAAAAGAAAUACAGGUUUAGAAUUGUUUAUCUUAUAUCUACACAUAUGUAAGCCCUUACUCUUGUUGGCACAGAACUAUCUCUAUACUUCCAUUCAUUUGUAUGGGUUACCUUCAGACGAGUCCCGUGAGACUUGUGAGGGAGGUAGAGCAAAACAGAGAGCCCCAUCGUGUUCGUGAGAGUCUCCCCUUUUCAUAGAGUGGUCAUAGUUGGUAGGCAAAACUGUUCAGACGCUACAGACGUUUUCCUGAGAAGACCGAUUUUCUGGAUGUCUCAUGGUCUGACAAACACUGUUGUAGCUAGGCCACCUUCCACCACUGAUGCGGAAGGCUGACAUAGGCGGAUACGGUGCUGCUGCAUAAAUUAUGUAAUAUGCCAGGGAGAUAUGUAUACUGUAGCUAAGAAAGUAAUACUAAGUGUAUGUUGUGUAGUAAGCUGUUAGUAGCCCAUGUGCCUCACCCUAAUAAUUUGUCUUCUUUCUCCCUCAUAACUUAACCUACUGUUCUGACUUGGGGGUGCACAUGUAGCCUAUAGCCCGUUUUAGAGAAAUGUAAUCAUAGAAUAUUGUAAGAGCUUUUAUUGUCUGCUUAUAUACCCCCUGUAUUUAUCCUAUGGUUCUGACUUGGUGUACAGGGAAAAUAAUGUCUUAAUCAAAAUGAUGGAUUGCCUCUUAUCUGCUCUUCGUCCCCGAAUGCCAUAGUUUGUACAUCUCAAUUGAGAGUAGAAACCACAUUUGUUUAAGCAAGUCAGCCAUAUCAGCUACGUUUUUUUAAGGCAGUAAAUGAGGCUGAAUGAACUGUUUUGCUGCCAGACAAGGCUCCGCUGAUAGCCAGGUGCAGCGGUGGUAAGGAUUCUGUCACGACUCCCGCCGAAGUUGGCUCCCCCGCCUGUUCGGGUGGUGCUCGGUGGUCGUCGUCACCGGCCUACUAGCUGCCACCGAUCCCUUAUUCUUUUCGGUUAGUUUUGUCUCAUUUGUUACACCUGUUCCUAUUUUGUGUGUGCUUGAUUUUCUUCCCUAUUUAGCGUUUGGAACCCGCCCCUUUGUUGUGCGGGAUUAUUUUGAUGUUCACGUUGUAUUCGUUGGUGUUGUUUGUGCUCUGGACCUUGUUACCCGUUAUUUUGGGAUGGUCAGUGUUUGCGCCCUGUGUGUUGGGCAUUUCAUUUUGGUGCCGUAUUAAAGUGUACUUUUCCCCUUGA